Messenger RNA from Linum tenue, 1439 nucleotides. The record is from the annotation of a GenBank genome assembly. Lineage: Eukaryota; Viridiplantae; Streptophyta; Magnoliopsida; Malpighiales; Linaceae.
UUCAGUUUUCACAAUACAGUAUUGGCAUUAGGGAUUCCGGCAGGAAACUCUUCCGGUAAAGAGACGAAAAAUGGCGGUUUCAUCGUCACCGACACUCUCCGCUCUCUACUUCAGCACCAAUCUUCUCUCGAGUUCUCCUGCUGCGCGGGCUCCCUUCGAUUUGCCAUGCUCUUCCUUCGCUUGCCGCCGCGGCCAUUACACAGCCGUCGUUUGCUCUUACAUUGAACUGUCACUGUUGGUGCCAGAACCGAAGAGCGAAUUGGCUACUGGAGAUAAGAGGUCGUUACUGGAAAGCUACGGUCUCGACCCUAAUGCUUUCUUAUCAGAGUCUGCUCCUAAGGGAAGGAGAAGAAAAGAAGGGAAGAAGACUGAAAGAGGGAAGCAAGUCACGGACGAGAAGGCACCUGAACCUGAAAGGACUACCCACAGGCUGCUUCAGGUACUCGGAGGAAAGGCUAAAAGAAAGAAGUUGCUUUCGCCGAAGGGGAUGGAUGUCAGGCCAAUGAUGGAAGUGGUUAAAGGUUCAGCUUUUGACAUAUUGCAGGCAGCUGGGGGCUGUCCUGCAUCUCUAAGGCCUGGGCGCUGGUUAGAUUUGUUCAGUGGUACUGGAUCAGUUGGUAUUGAAGCUAUCAGUAGGGGAUGUGUUCAGGCUCAUUUUGUUGAGAUGGAUCCCUGGGUUAUUUCAAAUGUUCUACAACCAAAUUUGGACUGGACUGGAUUCCUAGACUUGUCAGUUGUACAUGCUGUUCCUGUUGAAAACUUUCUAAAGCAGGCACAGCAUUUUGUAGGUGAGGACAGGACAUUUGAUUACAUCAGUGUUACACCUCCGUAUAUGCUAGUUGACUAUGGCAUAUUGAUGGAUCUCAUUUCAAAAUCAGGCAUAAUUGGAGAAAAUACAUUUAUUGUGGUGGAAUAUCCUCUAAGGACAAACAUGCUAGAUUCUUGUGGAUGCCUCAUGAAGAUAACUGACCGGCGCUUUGGGCGUACUCAUUUAGCAAUAUAUGGACCCACUUGGGCUCAAAAGAAGAGAAAGUAAGGGAUUUAGCUUUAGAAAAUGAUGGAAGUUCGACUGCAGCUGAACAUGUGAGUUGGGUUUCAAAUUGUUGUCGUCAACCAAAGCUCCUUCAGCUAAUCCCAGGUCUUGAGACAGCAGCUUAGAUUGUUCUAUAAGGUAGCCCCAGGGUUGGUAGAUAAAUAUGGACUGCUUGGUUGACAACGCUACGAGCGAACUUCCCCAAGUAUCUUACGGUGUUGCUUCCUGUGACAUGGUAAGCUACAGCUUCCUUGCACUGUCACACAGGAUGAAGCAUCACCAUCAUUUUCAUAUUGUUGCUGCAAAGUAGCCAGUUUCUCCCAACCCAAAAAAAUAAAGUACCGUUUCCUUUUUCAGUUGUUGUGAGCUCUUUUUAGGAUCACCCAUUAACUAGAUGAUCUUGCAG